GCCCAAGGCAGGCCUCCAGUUUUUUGCUCUUCACGUUUGGGAUUAUGCGCCUCGCAGCAGCGCUGUCGCUCUCAUUGCUCGCCGGCGCGAGCGGGCGGAAGAGGUGGUGGGAGAACGCGGAGCCGGACGACACCUUGGGCUGCGGAAAAUGCAAGGUCGCCGUCAUGCGGCUGCUCGUGCCGUUCCCAAAGGGCUGCGCUGGCUCUAAUGGUACGGUCAUCAAGAGCACGGCGGCGGAUCGGGCAGCGUCGGCGUACUGCGAGAGCCUCUUCCCACCAAAGAUGAAGCGGCAGUGCGUCGUCUACUCCUUUGGCGUAGACAACAACCUCGACUUUGACAAGGCGAUGCUCGCGCGCAAAGACCCGGCCGGCGUCCCGAUCGGCUGCCGCGUGAUGUCCUUCGACCCGUUCUGCUGCGGCGCGGCGCACGUGCUGGCAACCAACCACCAGUUCGCACCCGUCGGCCUCGCCACGUACGACGGGCUGAUGGAGGCGGGGACGGAGCAGGGGAACGUGAGCUUUCCGGUGUUUACGCUGCGCACGCUCAUGUCGUCCAACGAGGACCCGAAGCUGGACGCGCUGCGGCUCAAGGUGAGCAGCGCGCUGGAGUGGAAGGGGCUGAAGAACCUGAUCAACCUCGGCACCAUCCAAGAGAUCCGGCAGCUCUCGCUCAACCUCCAGUUCAAGGACGAGGACAUGUGGGAGGAGUACCGACUGAUCCUCACGUCGCUGCGCGCCGCCGGCUUUGUGCCCUUUUACGUCGCCAAGCAGCCGCAGGCGACGCCUCCGCCUGCGGCGGCGGUGGGGGCUUCCCGCUUGUGCCACGGCGCCUCUUCACGCCUCGCCCUGUGUGUGCCCAGGCGAGCUACCUGCAGGUGCAGGAGGGCUCGUUCCAGCUGUACUCGAGCUACGAGGUGGCUUACGGUAACGUCAACGUGAGGUGAGGCAGGGGAGGGGUUGAGGAGGGGAGGGGGCGAGGAGGGCGAGGAGGGCAGAUGCGGGGAGGGGACGGCGCCGACGGGCAGGCUUCGAGCUGGCGAGAGGCGGCUGACCACAGGCCGAGGUCCCGACCGCACCGCUGACUGCGCCGCCUCCGGCCGAGGCGGCCUCGACGGCGGCGCUGCGGUGGUCGGGCUGGGCCGGGGCCCGCUUCUCGCGCGCGCGGGGCGGAGCGGAGGCGGGGAAUGCGGCCUCCGGUGGAACGGCUUUCACCGCCGGAUCCCUCGGCUCCUGGUAGAGAGUCGCGAGAAGCCAUAUGGAGACGCGUCUCUCUUGUGGGACGCCGUGUGCACCGCGGCCACCGCACGCGCACCGACCACCGUUGGCACGAUGCGCACGCUGGGUCUCUAUACAUGUGUGGUGCUUGUGAGGCAAGGUAAACUUCUC
Messenger RNA from Emiliania huxleyi CCMP1516, 1385 nucleotides. RefSeq lists its product as hypothetical. The coding region runs from base 45 to 938 and encodes 297 amino acids. The record is from RefSeq and is a predicted model, not a curated record. Lineage: Eukaryota; Haptophyta; Isochrysidales; Noelaerhabdaceae. The transcript has 4 exons.